Drepanopeziza brunnea f. sp. 'multigermtubi' MB_m1 is the source of this 1674-nucleotide messenger RNA. RefSeq lists its product as uncharacterized. Gene Ontology annotation, molecular function: ATP-dependent protein folding chaperone; ATP binding; ATP hydrolysis activity. The record is from RefSeq and is a predicted model, not a curated record. Gene Ontology annotation, biological process: protein folding. Gene Ontology annotation, cellular component: chaperonin-containing T-complex. NCBI's taxonomy places the organism in Eukaryota, Fungi, Ascomycota, Leotiomycetes, Helotiales, Drepanopezizaceae.
AUGUCAUUCGGCGGUCAAACCCCCACGAUUAUUGUGCUGAAGGAAGGAACGGACUCGUCGCAAGGGAAGGGACAGAUCAUCUCGAAUAUCAAUGCGUGUUUAGCGGUGCAAGCUACGAUACGGAGUACUCUGGGGCCGUACGGAGGGGAUCUGUUGCUUGUGGAUGGAAAUGGAAGACAGACAAUUACUAACGACGGCGCAACCGUCAUGAAGCUUCUCGAGAUCGUACACCCCGCCGCGCGAAUUCUGACCGAUAUCGCGAGAUCCCAGGAUGCAGAGGUCGGGGAUGGAACCACCUCCGUGGUCGUGCUGGCAGGCGAGAUUCUGAAGGAGAUCAAGGAGCAUGUGGAACAGGGCGUCAGCUCGCAGACUAUCAUCAAGGGUUUGAGGAGAGCUUCGACCAUGGCUGUGAACAAGGUGCGGGAGAUUGCUGUGAAUACCAGUGAGGGCAACCAGAGAGAGACCUUGAUCAAGUUGGCUGGAACUGCCAUGAGCAGUAAACUGAUCAAGAGAAAUACUGGCUUCUUCACGAAGAUGGUGGUUGACGCAGUCAUGUCCCUUGACCAAGACGACCUCAACGACAAGCUCAUCGGCAUGAAGAAGGUCCCCGGUGGCUCUCUUACCGACUCCCUCUUCGUCAAUGGUGUGGCAUUCAAGAAGACCUUCUCCUACGCUGGAUUCGAGCAACAGCCUAAGACCUUUAAGAAUCCCAAAAUCGUCUGCCUGAACGUUGAGCUCGAGCUCAAGUCCGAAAAGGACAACGCCGAAGUCCGAGUCGAGCAAGUUUCCGAGUACCAAGCUAUCGUCGACGCAGAAUGGCAGAUUAUCUACAAUAAGAUGGAGGCUCUCUACAAGACUGGUGCCAAGGUUGUCCUCUCAAAACUCCCGAUCGGUGAUCUGGCGACUCAGUACUUCGCAGACCGAGACAUCUUCUGCGCAGGCCGUGUCUCUUCGGACGAUCUCGAGCGGGUCAUUCAAGCCACCGGAGGCUCUAUCCAAUCGACCUGCUCUGACAUUCACGCCGAGCACCUCGGAACCUGUGGCUCCUUUGAAGAGCGCCAGAUUGGAGGCGAGCGCUUCAACUUUUUCGAGGACUGCCCUGAGGCCAAGACAUGCACACUGGUUCUUCGCGGUGGCGCCGAGCAGUUCAUCGCCGAAGUCGAGCGCUCCCUACACGACGCCAUCAUGAUCGUCAAGCGAGCCAUCAAGAAUAACACAAUCGUGGCCGGUGGUGGAGCCUGCGAGAUGGAAGUCUCGGCAUACCUGCACCGCUACGCCGACAAAAACGUGCCGCACAAGCAGCAAGCCAUUAUCAAGUCAUUCGCCAAAGCCCUCGAGGUCAUUCCGCGCCAGCUUUGUGACAAUGCCGGCUUCGACGCUACGGAUAUCCUGAACAAGCUGCGUGUGGAGCACCGCAAAGGCAAUACCUGGGCCGGGGUUGAUUUUGAUAACGAGGGAGUGCGGGAUAACUUGGGGGCAUUCGUAUGGGAGCCCGCGUUGGUCAAGAUCAAUGCUAUGCAGGCGGCGACGGAGGCUAGUUGUUUGAUCUUGAGCGUGGAUGAGACUAUUAAGAAUGAGGAGAGUGCACAGCCGCAGGCCCCUCAGAGAGGUCUACCUCCUGGAGCUGCGCAGAGAGUCAUGCGGGGUAGAGGACGGGGGAUGCCAAGAAGGUAG